Vidua chalybeata is the source of this 4243-nucleotide messenger RNA. RefSeq names its product nucleosome assembly protein 1 like 1 (gene NAP1L1). Gene Ontology annotation, biological process: nucleosome assembly. NCBI's taxonomy places the organism in Eukaryota, Metazoa, Chordata, Aves, Passeriformes, Viduidae. Gene Ontology annotation, cellular component: nucleus; chromatin. Bases 284 to 1465 code for a protein of 393 amino acids. The transcript is spliced from 16 exons. The record is from RefSeq and is a predicted model, not a curated record. Gene Ontology annotation, molecular function: chromatin binding; histone binding.
GGGAGGGGGGUUACGUGGUGACGUUAAUUCUAUAUGAGCGCGAGCGGCGGGAGCGCGGGUCCUUUCACCGCCGGCCGCGCGGCGCCUCCGCCUCGCUGCUCCUGAGUCACCGCCGCCCGCCGGCCGCGCAGACAGAUCAAAUGCAGUUUUCUCUUUUUCUGGAACACAUCCGUCCAACACUUGGCUAAAAUUCCCAUUUGAAUGCAUUGUAAGGAGUUGAAAUUCCUGAAGGAAAGUUGAAUUUGUUUAGCUUACAGGAGAGCAGUGUGUGAGAUCUAGCAGAAUGGCAGAUAUAGACAACAAAGAACAGUCUGAACUUGAUCAGCAGGACAUGGAAGAUGUUGAAGAAGUAGAAGAAGAAGAAACUGGUGAAGAUGCCAACAGCAAAGCUCGGCAGUUGACUGUGCAGAUGAUGCAAAAUCCUCAGAUUCUUGCGGCCCUUCAGGAAAGACUUGACGGUCUGGUAGGAACAUCUGCAGGAUAUGUAGAAAGCUUGCCCAAAGUUGUUAAAAGACGUGUGAAUGCUCUCAAGAAUCUUCAAGUUCAAUGUGCACAGAUAGAAGCAAAGUUCUAUGAGGAAGUUCAUGAGCUGGAAAGAAAGUAUGCUGCUCUCUAUCAGCCCUUAUUUGACAAGCGAAGUGAAAUCAUCAAUGCCAUUUAUGAGCCUACGGAAGAAGAAUGUGAAUGGAAAGCAGAUGCUGACGAAGAAAUUUCAGAUGAAAUGAAAGAGAAAGCUAAGCUUGAAGAAGAAAAAAAAGAUGAAGAAAAAGAAGACCCUAAAGGAAUCCCUGAGUUUUGGCUUACAGUAUUCAAGAAUGUGGACUUGCUCAGUGAUAUGGUUCAGGAACAUGAUGAACCUAUCCUGAAAUACUUAAAAGAUAUAAAAGUGAAAUUUUCAGAAGUUGGACAACCUAUGAGUUUCACAUUAGAAUUUCAUUUUGAACCAAACGACUACUUCACAAAUGAAGUGUUGACAAAGACGUAUAGAAUGAGGUCAGAGCCAGAUGAUUCUGAUCCCUUUUCGUUUGAUGGACCAGAAAUCAUGGGUUGUACAGGUUGCCAAAUAGACUGGAAAAAAGGAAAGAAUGUUACUUUGAAAACCAUUAAGAAGAAGCAAAAACAUAAGGGCCGUGGAACAGUCAGGACGGUGACAAAAACUGUUUCCAAUGACUCUUUCUUCAACUUCUUCAGUCCUCCUGAAGUUCCUGAAAGUGGAGACCUGGAUGAUGAUUCUGAGGCAAUCCUUGCUGCAGACUUUGAAAUAGGUCAUUUCUUGCGUGAACGUAUAGUCCCCCGGUCAGUACUGUACUUCACUGGAGAAGCUAUUGAAGAUGAUGAUGAUGACUAUGAUGAAGAAGGUGAAGAGGCAGAUGAUGAGGAGGGAGAAGAAGAAGCAGAUGAAGAAAAUGAUCCUGAUUAUGAACCAAAAAAGGAUCAAAACCCAGCAGAAUGCAAGCAGCAGUGAAGCAGUGUGUCUGUGGCCUUGAGGAUUACCUGCACUGUAAUAGCCUAAACACAACUAUUAGUUACUUACAGCCUUAUGUUUUGUAUCUUGGUAGAAUUAAGUAACCAAUUUGUUAAAAAAAGAAAUUGAACACUUAAGAACCAGUUUAAAAUGUAGGUUCAAUCUACCUAGCAUUUUAACAGUAUAAUUUUCUGCCAAUAUGUAGAAUGCAGUAAAUGCCCUAAAGCAUGAAUGUUAAUUCAUUGCUACAUAGUUUGGUUCUUGUGAAGUCUUUGUCAUGUAGCUAUUAGACUGCAGCUGUGAAGAUGAUCAGAACUGUUAACUGAGACCAAUAUUUGUUUAGAGAAAACUCUUUCCUAAAGAACCAACCAAAGUAUUUUUUCAGCCCAGUAGUCUGAACGGGUUUAAGUCUGCUUGCACUAGCUGUGCCUUCAUUACUCUGUUAUAGAAAUGGCAGUGACUUGUACUAACUAGGAGAUGAUGAUGCAUUUUGAAUUUGACUACUUGAGAAGACUAGUAUAACUUGUUUAAUUUCCCAACGAGCCCACAUUAAACAUUCAUAACUGUCAGCUUGUUUAUGCUAUGGGUUUUGUAUUUUAUGUGACAUAGUGAUCUACAAAAGAAACCUAGUCGUCAUAUUAAGGUUAUUGUUUACCACAGGGGUGUGAAUAAAGCCUAGUAUUUUCAGAAGCUAGUCUUGUUUUAUUACUUGUGUAUCUGCAUGUGUAAACCAGUAAUGCAUAUCUUACAUGCUGCAGUUCAUGUUUUACUAGAAACAAAAGCUGAUAAUUACUGAAAAGUAAAUUAUAUGGCAUUUGAAAAACAAACACAAUAGUUUGGAAAGUUUGCACUUUCCGUACUUUGCACUUGCAGUGUGAUACUUGUGAAUCUGAGCUUGAUGUUUCAGUGAUUGGUCCACACUGCCAUUUUAGAAAAGACAAGUUCUUAGAAGUGGGGCUAGAUCUGAUAAAGGACUUCGGUAUUGCUGUGCCUGACUCUAAGGCAUUGCCUAUUAGUAUGAAAUCUGGAGCAAAGUGCCUUGGAUUUUAAGUUUGUGCAGACGGAGCUAGGUAGUCCUGAACAAAACAUGCCCUGCAGCUGAAGGGAGUGCUGGAAACACAUGGCUGUCUUCUAGUUUGUCCUCACUGUAUCAAGCAUCUAGGAGGAAACAAACCCAAAGAAAUUCUGCUUUCUUCACCUAAUGUUCUGUUCACUGUGCUUGUGUUUGCACAUUGUGGUUCAUACUUUGUCCAUAUUGGAUAUUUUUGUCAGUUGAAACACAUGGGCUAGAAGAUACUUCUCGUCUUGUUCUUACCUUGCCUUUAGCCUAGCAGUGGAGGUACUUGGUGAGAUGUAAAUUUAAACAUACUGAGCUGAAAGAGGCUAUGAACUGAUGUAUUCUGAGUUUUUCCAGUCAGUAGCAUGCUACCAUACACCAUGCUGUCUUGUCCUUCACAUAACUAUAUAUAUAUAUAUAUAUAUAUAUGUAUUCUGAUCUUCUAAGCAAGUAGAUGGCUUUUUCAGGGAUGGAAGAGUCCUUGUAGUGUUGGAAAGAAAUGUCCAGCUAGCCAUGGAUCUAUUUGUGCAGUAGCUACUGGUUUUUUGUGCCACUUACACACUUAGCCAUAAAGGUUUGAAAAGAGCAGGGCAAGGAGGAGGCAAUGACCACAUGAGGAUAGGGCUGCUGGAAGAGUUUCUGUAGCAUGUCUCUUGCCUAGAGGGUAAUACAGAAUGAAGCUUAUUCCAAGUGCCCUUCUAAAUCUUCAGCCCCCCUCAAGAGGAUAAGGCUCUAGUCCUCUGACUAAACUGUUCUAGUUUUGUUACUGAUUUUUCUUCUUAGUUCCUUGAAAGCCUAAAUAUCACACUGCUUUAUUUCAGAAUCCCUGUCAGGCUUCAUCUAUCUCCUCUCCAGGUGUCUCUGGAUUUGGGAGAAGGAGCUCGUUGUCUAUAGCUGUAUGUAAAGCAGGACCAUUGAAGCUAUGAUCUUGGGUGUUUUUUAGGUAACGCAGAUCAUAGCAUAGAAAAAGCAGUUACAAAAGGCUAACAAGCACUCUCAGUAGUUAUGUGUUAAAGUUUAUGUGGUUGUGUUUUUUGUGGUAUCAGAAUAUGCUUAUGCUUAUCCUUUAUCCCUGACCCUGCCAGGUGUUUGGGUUUCACAUGGUCCCUUCUCUAAACAUCUCCCAGGAUUAAGUUUAAACUUGAGGACAUGUAGAGACCAAAUGGCGACAGUAUGUUCUGAGCUUGAGAAGUCAUUAAGAUGGGGCUUUGGGGUUCAUUUCUCUGGAUAUGGGAAGUCUCUGAAGUCCUUAGUUAGAUCUAGCCCAUUUUUGCUAACAUCAUCAUGUAAUCGUAUUUUAAAAAGAAAAUGAACUGUUAAAAGUUUUAAGUUUCAAAAUUCACUACUUAACAAAUUUGGCUUGCUCUUUGAUUACUUUCUCAUUUGACACCUUCAUUACACAAAAUGGGAUACAAUGUUUGAAAAGGGGAGUUGUUAGAUGUCAAAGCACGCCUGCAGCCUGCAAGAUCCAGGGUCAUGAGUACAUCCUAUUGACAGAUUUUGGUGAGCUUCUCUCCAGAUUGAUGUGGUGGUUCUAAAUCAACAGUUCUUGUGCUCUCCAGACUGCAGCAAAAAGAAGAAUAUAAAUGAGGUGCCAGUUCUUAUGGCAUUGGUUAAAUUAAAAGUGUUCUGGUGCUUACUGUAGUUUUGUUAUCAAUUACACUCUUGUUUAGCAGUUCUGAAAGGCAGUAUGUAGCAGAAACAUUAAACUUUCAACAUUG